AGCCCUAUAUGUAGUUUACACACAUAGCUUGACCACAGUUUCCGAACAGAUGAUACACAGACGGACACGUUACACUGCAGCCCACGUGAUUCCUGUGCAUGAUUAUGGACGGAAGCUGUUGAAAAAAAGGACAAAUGGCAGAGAGCACACGCCCCGGUGCUGGUUUUCAGUUGAGUUCAGCGGACCAGGGAACCCAGCACAGUGGCCUCAAGAGCAAGGUAUUCACCCAUGGAGGUGGCACCGGGGGAAGCAUGGAUGGUGAGGUUGGAACAGGUCAUUCAGGCCAGCCACAGGUACCAGGUAGGCGUCACUGGGAUCCAGGGAGUGCCAGGACACAAAGAAACAAGAAGAUAAUUCCUGCCGACCACUGUGUCUGCCAUGAUGACAGUAACACCAGCAUUCAGGGGUUGGAGCCAAAGCACAGCAUUGCUGAUCAUCCCAUGGCAUCUCUCACACUGGUGGACAGGAGAGUUGUUCUGAGUGGUCUGUCUGGUGGAGGGUGGGGCUCGGCCGGAAACACCAUCCUAGGACCAGAACUGUUUCUGACCGGGUCUGGGUUUGAACCAGUCUCUGGGUCAGCAGAGUUGGAGGGUCAUCACAUCAUUGUGGCUGACACUCCAGGAGUCACAGACAGAGAUACAGAUGGAUGUCAGUUGGGUCAACGAUUCAGAAUCUAUGGGAGACCUGCUGAGACUGGACCUGGACCUGAACCCAGCUGUGUUUCCUUAAAGAGUGACCAGUCCAAAGAUUUUCCCAUUACCUUUAGAGGACAACAUCCCUCUACUGCAGAGAGAAUCUAUGGGAGACCUGCUGAACCUGGACCUGGACCUGAACCCAGCUGUGUUUCCUUAAAGAGUGACCAGUCCAAAGAUUUUCCCAUUACCUUUAGAGGACAACAUCCCUCUACUGCAGAGAGAGUUGAUCAGGAAAGCUCUGAGCUUCCCAGUGGUCAGUCUUCCCAGCAGCAUCAAAUACAGCUGGACUCCAUAUUUAUGGAGGACACUCUUACACUCAACUCAGCACAGGGACACUGA
This is a messenger RNA of Oreochromis niloticus (Nile tilapia), 1034 nucleotides long. RefSeq lists its product as uncharacterized. Bases 135 to 1034 code for a protein of 299 amino acids. NCBI's taxonomy places the organism in Eukaryota, Metazoa, Chordata, Actinopteri, Cichliformes, Cichlidae. The transcript has 7 exons. The record is from RefSeq and is a predicted model, not a curated record.